This is a messenger RNA of Coniophora puteana RWD-64-598 SS2, 1167 nucleotides long. Its product is annotated as CRAL TRIO domain-containing protein. Gene Ontology annotation, molecular function: phosphatidylinositol transfer activity. Bases 1 to 1167 code for a protein of 388 amino acids. The record is from RefSeq and is a predicted model, not a curated record. The transcript is spliced from 8 exons. Lineage: Eukaryota; Fungi; Basidiomycota; Agaricomycetes; Boletales; Coniophoraceae.
AUGAGCAAGAUACAGCAGCCCAAGACGACCAACGUGCUCACUUCGCCCGAGCCAGACACCAAGAUCCAUCCCGUCUGGGAGUACACCGAGGAGCAACAAGCCCAGAUCAAAGACCUUCGCGAGGUGCGCGUCUGUUCUUCGCCCUUUGCCCUCUCCAGCUUUCUCAGACGCGUGUUUGCACCAAAGUAUGCUGCAUCUAUCACGCUCCCGGAGUCGGACCCGUAUUAUAUCUGGGAGCAGCGCUUCCUCAACAAAGCCGAGACGAUUCCUCGGUAUAUGCGCGCCGCCAAGUGGAAGAUGCCCGACGCCCAGAAGCGCAUCAAAGGUACACUGGAGUGGAGACGCGAGUACAAGCCGGACCUAAUUCCGCCAGACGAUGUCAAGAUUGAGGCUGAGACUGGCAAAAUCAUCCUCACGGGCUUCGACAACGAUGGUCGUCCCAUAAUAUAUAUGCGUCCCGGAAAUGAGAACACGGAACGGAGUCCACGCCAGCUGAGACAUCUCGUGUGGUGGUUAGAACGCGCCAAAGACUUCCAGCCUCAUGGACAAGAGUCCAUUGUCAUUAUUGUAGAUUACAAGACAACGACCUUAAGAACCAAUCCCUCCGUAUCUGUAGCCAGCAAAGUCCUCACUAUCCUUCAACAACACUACGUCGAGACGCUCGGCCGCGCCAUCGUCACGAACCUCCCUUUCCUUCUUAAUUUCUUCUACAAGGGCAUCUCGCCGUUCCUUGACCCCGUCACGCGCGAUAAGAUGCGCUUCAACCCAGACCUCGUCGAGCUUAUACCCAGCUCCCAGCUUGACGCCGAGUUCGGCGGCGAAUAUAACUUCGAGUACGACUUUGAGACGUACUGGAAGCAGAUCGUCGACUUUUGCGGCAUCGCCCCCGACGGCACCCGCCUCCCCGGCUACUUCGACGGCCCCAAGCGCGGCUCCCAGCCCGUCUCCGAGCCGGAAGCGGCGAACGCGGAAGAACCCUCACCGAUCCCCCAAGAAGAGAACGAGAACGACAGCGGUAUCGCCACCGCCAACGGGUCCCCCGCGCCCUCGUCCGCGACCGCGUCCGUCGAGUCAGCAGAGAGCGGCAUUCCGGAGGCCAAGGCUGCACCCGACGUCGAGGAGGCGCCCGUGGUUGCAGGGGCUGCUGUUGCUGUCGUCGUUGCUUGA